UCAAAGCAACAAUUAAAUAUUCAUUUCAUUGUCUCUAUCACAUUUAUAUUUCCAUCAUCCACUUUCCCAUUCACCUUUCACUUUCCAUUCUUUCUUUAUAUCCAUUUUUUAUUCCCUUUUUGCCCAUUAUUAUUUCCUCUCACUCCUUCAUUUUCAUCCAUGUACGUUCUUACUAGAACAAAACCGAUCAUGUUUGACAUGAUAUAAAAGAGGAUAAAAAAGGAAUAUCCCAUCCCAUGCUAUGCUAGGCUAUACUACGCUAUGAUGGAGGAAGUUCCGGGAGCGUUUGGCACCAGCGCUAGUUUGUCUCUUCGUUUGGGUCAAACCGUUUUCUCUUCUGCUUCUCUUUGCUUCAUGUGCUUGGACGUUGGUUUCUACUCCUUCACUUCUUUCUCGUUCUUGGUAACAGUAAUGGGUUUGGCAAUUCCCUGGAGCAUAACAUUAUUCUUGGUAGAUGCUUACGCCGUCUUCAUACAAUGUUUGCCGAUUCAACGAAGGCUCAUAAUGAUAAUCGUUUUCGGAGACAUGGUUAUGUCUUAUCUCUCGUUAGCUGCAGCAUGUUCUGCAGCAAGUGUGACAGAUCUUCUGCAUGAAGCUGGUAGAUCACAUUGCCCUGAAAAGUUAUGUGGUAGAUAUCAAUUGUCUGCGGCUAUGGCAUUUUUGUCUUGGUUUCUUUCAUCAGCUUCAUGUCUUUUUAAUUUUUGGAUUUUACCUUCUCUGUAAGAAUAUUUAUUAUCUUGCUUAUUGUUGAUACAAGAUACAUGUACAUGAAUGAAAAGGGUGCAAAUGACAAAGUCAUUUCCUCUUGAGCAUAUAUUUUUGAUGUUCUUGUGAAUAGAAUUUUGGUACAAUAGUAAAAAAUGUAUUAGCUCUUUCACAUUAUAAGAACUCAAUAUAAUAUCAAUCAAGUGCUAUGAUGAAAUGAUGAUUGUUACAUAUAUUUUAAUACAGUUACUAGUAUGAACCGACAUAAUAAAAUAGAGUUUUUCUUGAAUAUAUUUAGUAAAACUAGUUGACAUCUUAUCCUAGUUGACAUCUUAUCCUACAUGUUAUUAACUAUUGAUUAUUGAAUCAAUAGCAAUAUGCAUAGCUUAAAUAAUGUAGCGGGACAUGACUUUCUUACAAGUAUCAUUUUCUGUUCACACACGUAGU
Vicia villosa (hairy vetch) is the source of this 1152-nucleotide messenger RNA. RefSeq names its product CASP-like protein ARALYDRAFT_485429. The transcript is spliced from 3 exons. Gene Ontology annotation, cellular component: membrane. The coding region runs from base 262 to 723 and encodes 153 amino acids. The record is from RefSeq and is a predicted model, not a curated record. NCBI's taxonomy places the organism in Eukaryota, Viridiplantae, Streptophyta, Magnoliopsida, Fabales, Fabaceae.